Eurypyga helias (sunbittern) is the source of this 740-nucleotide messenger RNA. RefSeq names its product AT-rich interactive domain-containing protein 4A-like. The transcript has 3 exons. The annotation marks the transcript as partial. Lineage: Eukaryota; Metazoa; Chordata; Aves; Eurypygiformes; Eurypygidae. Gene Ontology annotation, molecular function: transcription cis-regulatory region binding. Gene Ontology annotation, cellular component: nucleus. Gene Ontology annotation, biological process: regulation of transcription by RNA polymerase II. The record is from RefSeq and is a predicted model, not a curated record.
GACAAAGCAGUGACAGUGAAGACCUUCCUGCCCUGGACAGUUCAAGUAAAUGUACUCCUGUAAAACACAUCAACGCGGCCAAACUGCAGAAGGUUUCUCGAUUGCCCGCGAGAGUGGUUUCGCCUCACAUGAAAGAUGGAGAAAAGGAUAAGCACAGGGACAAACACCACCACCAGAAUGCUUCGCCUCGAGUAUAUAAAUGGAGUUUUCAGCUCAAUGAACUGGACAAUAUGAGCAGCACUGAAAGGAUCUCCUUCUUGCAAGAAAAACUACAGGAAAUACGAAAAUACUACAUGUCCUUGAAGUCAGAAGUAGCAACCAUAGACAGGAGAAGAAAGAGGUUAAAAAAGAAAGACAGAGAAGUGUCGCAUACCGGAGCAUCCAUGUCGUCUGCUUCAUCGGACACCGGAAUGAGCCCGUCGUCAUCUUCUCCUCCACAAAACGUGCUUGCUGUGGAGUGCAGGUGAUACACGUUCCUCUGCCCUGCCAGCAGCUCGCUGCCGUGGACUUCAGUCCUGAAAUUCAACCACAGAAAGCACUCAACUGGUUUGGCAUCGCCAAGUACGUUCUGUACACACUUCCGUUGCUGGACUGUACCCGUUCUCCCCUCCUACCCUCUUCUUUUGUUUCAUUUACUGCGCAGAGGAGUCGAGCUCGUUGGUAAGGGAGGGUUUGUAGGCACAAUGUGACAUGCUUGUCAUCGUGUUUGGUUCUGGUUGGGCUUUCUUUUUGUUUUCAUU